UAUAUUUCCUCUUCUUUUCGCUUCUCUUCCCCUUUCUCCUUUCUCCGCCACCGCCAUUCUCACCGGGAUAUCAACUGAAUUUCUCCCAUCGCCGGCAAUGGAUGGAACUAGAUUCGUAAUCGAAGCACCAGAAGCUGAAUCCUUGGCCAAACAAUCAGCCCUCACAAUUCCUCUCCUUCUUCCAACUCUCGUCAAAUCGGCGCAAAGCUUAGCCCGGCCGCCGAUCUCCAAGUACCACGUCGGCGCCGUCGGUCUCGGAUCAUCCGGUAGAGUGUUCUUCGGGGUCAAUCUCGAGUUCCCCGGUCUUCCUCUUCAUCAAUCUGUUCACGCCGAACAAUUCCUCGUCACAAAUCUCGCCCUAAACGCCGAAUCUCACCUCAAUUACCUCGCCGUCUCCGCUGCCCCUUGCGGCCAUUGCCGUCAAUUCCUCCAAGAAGUUCGCUCUUCCGCAGAUAUCAAAAUCCUCGUCUCCGAUUCUGGUUCCGAUUCUGGUUCCGAUUCCAAACCCGACGUUUACGUUCCUCUCCCCCAAUUUCUCCCCCACCGAUUCGGCCCCUAUGAUCUUCUCGCUAAGGACGUUCCAUUACUCCUCGAGCCACGAUUUAACGGCUUGUCUCUACCGAACGAAACCGCCGAAAAUAAUAAGCUCUGUAAUGGCAAUCACGGCGAGAAUUUGGAGAAACUCAAACGCGCCGCCUUAGAUGCCGCGAAUAUGUCCCACGCGCCGUACAGUAAAUGUCCGUCGGGAGUUGCGCUGAUGGACGACAAUGGACGAAUCUACAAUGGACCCUACAUGGAAUCAGCUGCUUAUAAUCCGAGUAUGGGGCCAGUACAGGCGGCGAUAGUGGCGUACAUCGCCGGGGGCGGUGCUGGGUAUGAGAGAAUCGUCGCGGCCGUGUUGGUGGAGAAGGACGGCGUGGAAGUCAAGCAAGAACGGGCGGCGAGGCUUUUACUGGAGACGAUCUCGCCGGAGUGUGAAUUUACGGUUGUUCAUUGUAUCGCGGCCGUGUGAUAAUGGAUCAUUUUUUUUUUUUAAUUUGUAAAUUUUGAAUCACAAUUUCUUUGAUGUUUUUAGACUGUUUGAUGCAUAUCAUGUAAUAUUGUAACGAAAUAAAUUAUAUAAAAAUCCCUCUUUCUUUAUUGUUUUC
Messenger RNA from Cucumis sativus (cucumber), 1148 nucleotides. Its product is annotated as cytidine deaminase 1. The coding region runs from base 98 to 1012 and encodes 304 amino acids. Gene Ontology annotation, molecular function: cytidine deaminase activity; zinc ion binding. The transcript has a single exon. Gene Ontology annotation, cellular component: cytosol. The record is from RefSeq and is a predicted model, not a curated record. Lineage: Eukaryota; Viridiplantae; Streptophyta; Magnoliopsida; Cucurbitales; Cucurbitaceae.